CUGUAACACACUAGCAAAAGACGGCAAAAUCGCGGUCAUCGCAUUGCUGUGACAGCCUGGAGACGCCCUGGUGCUGCAGGAGUCAUAAAAAGACAGCGCCUUUGGGCUCGAGCACCGGCAUCGACGCGAGCAGCCCUGCCAGACCCAGACCUAGAUGAUGCUGCGCCGUGCAUCAGGCACGAAGGCGCCGCCGCCCCCAGAAAGGCUCCCGUCGCAGGACAAGUACAAGACGCGCGUGCUGCCUUUGUUAGCAGCAGCGGUCGGCUGCAUCGUCGCGGCGUCGCUUUUAUUGCGGACGACGGCGACGGCUUGGGCCGUGCAAACGGAUGAUGUCGUGACGUGCCCGGAGCAGCGCCGGAUGAGUGGAAGAGCCGUUCCCGGCACGACGCUCGCCGACGACGGGCAUUGCGUCCAGGCAUCAAGCCUCGACGCGGGCGUCUGCGUCGAGGACGCGGCGGACUGGCGCGGCGCGCAUCGGCGGCGGUGCCUGCCGUCGCUGGCCGUGAUCGGUAUUGGAAGCGGCGUCCGCGUGCCUUCGACACCACGCCCCCCGCCACGACGCGCCGUUCGCGCCUGGUACUGGCGGCGCGUCGAUGGCGUAUGACAACGCCACGUUCGCCACCGCGACCGCCUACUCCUGCCGCCGCGACCGCCGCGGCCGCGCCGCCGCGACCGCCUAACUCCUGCCGCCACGGCGACCGCGACCCCGCCGCGAGAGGACGAACACCUACCCCACCGGUACGCCAUCGCCGCGACAUCAUACGCACGCAGGCGCCAUGAAGUCCGGGACCACGAACAUCAUGCUCUACCUCCAGAACCAUCCGCAGCUACGGACGUCGGAGGAUAUGAUAGGGUGGCCGCAAGAAUCGAGAUACUUUUCGGCAGCCCACGACCCGGAGGCGGCGGGCCGGAACUGGCGCUUUUAUUUGAGGAAGUACCCUCCAGCUACUGAUGGUGUACUCACGUUCGACAAGUCCCCCAACUACCUGUUGAACCCGAAAAUCCCGUCGGUCCUGGCGUCGUUGAUGCCUUCCCUCAAGUUGCUGGUGUGUCUGCGGAACCCUACGUCGCGAGCAUACAGUCAUUUACAACACGAGUGCCGCAACGGCCGCGUCCGCCAGGCGGAGGGUGCUGUAUUUCGAUCAAAGUCCAAUGAUGAGUCAUCAGAACGACUGAGCUUCCCCUGCGCGCCCGAGGCUUUUGAUAGGCUGGUGAGGGCGCAGCUCGCGGCAAAAAAAGAUCUAGAUAAGUGUGCGUGGGCGCGCGGCUCCGGCAGCGGCGACUCGAACGUGUUACCGCGGGGCUUCUACGACUGCCAGCUCGCGCCCUGGUUCGACCGCUUCCCCCGGUCUCAACUUUUGGCUUUAGUGUUUGAGGACUUCGUGAGCAGUCGCGAGGCGACGCUCGAGGCGGUCGCGCGCGUCGAGCGUUUUGCGGGACUGGAGCCUUUUGAUUAUGGCCGGUCGGCGCGCGUCGCCGCCGUGGAGAGAUUGUACGCUUUGAUGCCCAGCCGCGGCGGCCGCUACGCGCCGAUGCUCGCGGCGACGCGCGCCGCGCUCGACGAGCUUUACUGCGCGCCGAACCGCGCCUUAUCGGCGACGCUGCGGCGGCGGCUGCCCUGGCCCUGCGGUGGUGGUGGUGAGCGGCCUGUGUAAGAGUGUGUCUUUUUC
This is a messenger RNA of Pelagomonas calceolata, 1670 nucleotides long. The record is from the annotation of a GenBank genome assembly. NCBI's taxonomy places the organism in Eukaryota, Pelagophyceae, Pelagomonadales, Pelagomonadaceae.